Colletotrichum aenigma is the source of this 519-nucleotide messenger RNA. RefSeq names its product Aryl-alcohol dehydrogenase (gene xylB-1). The record is from RefSeq and is a predicted model, not a curated record. Bases 1 to 519 code for a protein of 172 amino acids. The transcript is spliced from 6 exons. Lineage: Eukaryota; Fungi; Ascomycota; Sordariomycetes; Glomerellales; Glomerellaceae.
AUGCUGGCGCCUCUGGGCUGUGGCAUACAAACUGGUGCCGGAACUAUAACAAAGCUAGCUGCGGCAACACAAGACGACACCGUCGCUGCUGCGAAAAUCACUGGCUGCCGACACGUCUUUGGAAUUAACCACGUGCCUAGCCGGCUUGAUCUCGCUCGGUCGCUUGGAGCAACCCACACCGUCAACACCGCAAACAUCACCAACACGCUGACAGAAGAAAUUAGGAAGCUCACUGGUGGGCCGGGGAGCACCAUCACAGUAAAUGCUACCGGGGUUGUGCCAUUGAUUAAACAAGGGCUCGAGUUCACCGCGAACCAAGGGAAGAUGAUUUUGCUAGGCGUUGCGCCAAUGGAUGCAAGCUUGGAUCGGCCUAUUGUUCCACACAUGGUGAGUGGCAAGCAGUUGCUGGGCAGCAUGGAAGGAGGAGUAUACCCUGAGGGUUAUAUCCCUCAGCUUAUCCAAUGGUACCAUGAGGGAAGGUUCCCAUUGGAGAAGCUUAUCAAGACCUACGAUCUGUGA